AUGCUUUGGAGUAAGCAAGAUACGGAUGAUAGUACAGGUGGGAUAUACAAAUGGACAAUGGAUGCCCUAUUUGGAAGAAAGAUUUCACCAUCUAGAAAGUACAAAGAGUUCGCUCAAGAUGACACAAAUUAUACCAUCAAAAACAAGACUAGACAAUAUAGGCAGUGGGAUGGUCGGAUAUAUGAGCCGCACCGUAGGUCCAAUUCUUUUUCUUUUGAAAGGGAUCUCUUUGAGAAAUACGAACUUCUGCCAGAUGAAGAAGAGCAUGACCUUUUACGACCAGUCAGAACAUCUUAUCCGGAAGAGCCAGUAAAUGCACUACCGAAAAGGAGUCUUUAUGAGAAGGAAGAUCCGACAGACACUUUCUCUGGCAGAAAGCAGCGUGUACCUAGCGAAAAGUAUCAAGAUCCUAGUUUGAAGCCCAAGAUACCAGCAUAUGAUGAUCCACUCGUUUCACAACUAUUUGGUAAGGACAAAAUCGAGAAUCUUCCUACAUUUAAUUCCGCACUUCCAGGAAAAUUUCCUUCUCCUAUGAAAAGAGCCGGUACUUCGAACGGUGGGUUGCCCUUAGCUCCUGCAAAAGAUUACACAGAUGAAUACAUCAAACUACUUGAUCAGCUCGAUCUUAACGGUCAAAACUUGAAGGGUUUACAGCGCAAACUCGAGGAUCAGCGGCAGCAGCAUAUUCAUCAGGAGUCGUCCUAUCGCGAAAAGUAUCUGUCCGUGCGUCAGGAGCUCAUAAGUGAACUGCGACAGUCGAAAAGGAUAUACGAUAAUUAUUACAAACUUUAUUCCAAAUACAAGGAGCUUAAAACAGCAGCUACAGACUUGGACCCCCUGCGAAGUCGAAUCAAGGAGCUCGAAGCACAAGUUGUUGAUACGUCGAUUGGGAAGGCUACUGAGGUUCGUCGGCUUAAUGAGACUAUAUUUGAUAUGGAGAUAAAGUAUCAGGAGCUCCAAAGAGAACGUGAGCGAGAAAAAAUACAAUAUGAGUCAAGGAUAGCAGAGCUGGAGUCUCUGUUUCAACGACCAUUGGCAUCCCCACGUCUUCCACAAUCUCCAUUCGAGGAUUACAAUGCGACGGUAGAUAGACAUUUUUUUAAGGAUCCCUUAAGAGGUUUGUAG
This is a messenger RNA of Lachancea fermentati, 1125 nucleotides long. Lineage: Eukaryota; Fungi; Ascomycota; Saccharomycetes; Saccharomycetales; Saccharomycetaceae. The record is from the annotation of a GenBank genome assembly.